This is a messenger RNA of Trichoderma harzianum CBS 226.95, 459 nucleotides long. RefSeq lists its product as hypothetical. The transcript has a single exon. NCBI's taxonomy places the organism in Eukaryota, Fungi, Ascomycota, Sordariomycetes, Hypocreales, Hypocreaceae. The record is from RefSeq and is a predicted model, not a curated record. The coding region runs from base 1 to 459 and encodes 152 amino acids.
AUGGCGGAACAGCCACAGGGUCUGGGAAGCUCAUAUACGCCAACGCCUCGCGAAACUGUACGACUUUUUCAGUGUCUCAUAUGCUCAAGGGUUAUCACCGAGCCUCUAAUACUACCAUGUGGCUAUCAUUGUUGUCAAAAGUGUCAACCCUCCGGGCCGUGCCCAAUUUGCAGGAACGUCCAUGACUCCCAACAUGGCCGAAUUGACCCAACACUUCGAAUGGUGGCAGCCUGUUUCGAAACAGAAUUGGAGUGUUUACGUGUAGCCUCCCUUAAUAUGGAUUUGUGCGCAGAGGUCGGAGUUCUGAAUAUCUCGACGCCCAAGUCCGAGUCCAGGAUUAUUCACAAAUCCUACCAGCAUGGUAAGCUGUUGGCCAUAUGGGAUCUUGUUCAAGACGGUAUUUUGGGGUGGGAGAACGAUAUCAGCUACUUCGAGCUUUGGCUAUCCCCGGAAAAGUAG